Molecule: messenger RNA, 1647 nt
Organism: Soboliphyme baturini
Lineage: Eukaryota; Metazoa; Nematoda; Enoplea; Dioctophymatida; Soboliphymatidae
Source: the annotation of a GenBank genome assembly
CACAGUCUAAGCAUUAUGCAAUUGUUCAGCGACAUCUUCUGCCAUGGACCGCUCCUGGCAGCCGUGCAAAAUGCGAAGCUUUUUCCGGAUUCGAAAUACUUCGUCGACAUGGCCCUCAGAUACGACCCAGUGAAUCUCCUAGGCGUGACGAUGCAGGCGUUUCGACAGCUUAGUGAUCCGACAAAUGUACAGCAACUGAAGACCUUCGUAGAUGAGUACUUUCUGCCGCCCGGUUCAGAGCUGGCACAUUGCUACCCUUCUGACUGGAAGCCGUAUCCCGCGUCGCUGGAAACCAUUAAAGACCCUAACUAUCGACUGUGGGCUUUCGAUGUCAACAGCAAAUGGACGAAGCUGUGCCGACGGGUGAAGGAUAUGGUAAGAAAAAACCCACAACUGUAUUCGCUGAUUUCGGUUCCGCACAGCUUCAUCAUUCCAGGAGGUCGUUUCAAAGAGUACUAUUACUGGGAUUCAUACUGGAUCAUAAAAGGACUGUUGGCCUCAGAAAUGAUCGGUUCUGCGAAGAACAUGAUUCGAAACCUGGCCGAUAUGAUCCGACGAUUUGGAUUCGUACCUAACGGGGGUCGAAUUUAUUACCUGAACCGUUCACAGCCUCCAGUGCUGACCAUGGCACUGUACGACUACUUUCUGCAGACAGGGGACUUGAACCUGGUCAAGGAGAUUCUACCUCUUCUUGACCAAGAGAUGGCAUUCUGGAAGCGAAAUCGCACUGUCCAAUACCGAACGGAUGACAACGAGGUUCUGGACUUGUUUCAGUACCGGGUCCACGUCACUUAUCCGCGACCCGAGUCCUACAGAGAGGAUGAAAUUACUGCCUCUAUUCUUCAUAGCAAGAAGGCGAAAGAGCAGCUGUGGUCGAAUAUCGCGUCAGCCUGUGAGUCCGGAUGGGACUUCAGCUCGCGUUGGAUCGACAUGAACUUCGGCCCGGUCGAUAUGCACAACAUGAGGACAACGGAGGUAGUGCCGGCGGACCUGAACGCCAUCAUCUGCGGCAACAACCAUAAGCUCGGCUUCUUGCAUAAGGUGGUCGGCGAGGAGGCGGCCGCGCGACAGUACGAGCGUGAGUUCGAAGCGUUCAAAUCCAAGUUCUACAAGGCGUUCUGGGACCCAUUGGACGGCACGUGGUACGACCUGAACCUCGAACGGCGUCGGCGAAUCGGCCUGUUUUACGCGUCCAACAUCGUGCCGCUGUUCACCGAGUGCACCCACGACCAGACGAACCUGACCGAGGUCAUAGUCGAGUACCUGCGCCGCACGCGGGCCACCGAUGUCCCUCACGGCUUUCCGACCAGCUUUAUCCCGUCCAUGCAGCAGUGGGACGAUCCCAACGGUUGGGCACCGCUGAACCACAUGGCCGUAAUUGGUCUGAGCCACAGUAAGAGCCGCGAGGCACAACAGGUCGCGUUCGAGAUCGCGAAAAAGUGGCUAGAGACUAACUACAUGGUGUGGAUCAGCCGACGCGGAGACAUGUUCGAAAAGUACAACGUCGAAACCCUUGGCUAUGGGGUUGGCAUCGGAGGCGAGUACGUAGUGCAAACCGGCUUCGGUUGGACGAACGGCGUCGUGCUCGACCUGCUACUCAAAUAUUCGGACGUCUUAAUGGCUCCAGACAGACCAACGUACAACUGA